Messenger RNA from Haemorhous mexicanus (house finch), 5269 nucleotides. RefSeq names its product von Willebrand factor C domain containing 2 like (gene VWC2L). Lineage: Eukaryota; Metazoa; Chordata; Aves; Passeriformes; Fringillidae. The transcript has 4 exons. Gene Ontology annotation, biological process: negative regulation of BMP signaling pathway. The record is from RefSeq and is a predicted model, not a curated record. Gene Ontology annotation, cellular component: AMPA glutamate receptor complex. Gene Ontology annotation, molecular function: protein binding. Bases 506 to 1072 code for a protein of 188 amino acids.
CGCCUGCCUCCCGCCUAACCCGCGAUCGCUCCCCCCCUUCCCCCGCCGAGGCGAAGCUGGAGCCGCAGGAGAUCCGCCGGGCACAGGGAGGGGACAGGGAUGGGUUGUUUUCUCUCCCCCGCCCGCCCCGAGACCUGAGGAGAUGCAGCCCAAGUUCGCCGCGAUGACUCUGCUGCUGGCACCGAGGUUUCUCCGCGGCAUCGCAGCCUCCGGACCGCCUGAAUCCUGCUCCCUCUGAAUCGUCGGCGCCGGGUUAAAGCUCAGUUCUCAUGUUGUGGUUGCUGGGCUGCCGCGCUCCCGUUUUGCGAUGGGAGGUGGAGGAAAAGGGAUUGUCCGUGAGUCAAGACCGAAAACGUGAUUAGGAUGAACUGCUUUCACUAAUCUGUUUCUAACCUUUCAGUCCAUGUUGGCCUGUGACCCCUCUCAGCUUUCACAUCCAGCCUGAUCAGACCACAACACUGGUCUCCCUAUGGAAGCAACUGUUGGUAUCUGGCUUUGAGGUCCCAUGGAGAAGCUGAGGAGGGGGAUGGCUCUUCAUAUCCAUGAAGCCUGGAUACUUCUGAUUGUGCUCCCUGGUUUGGUCACUCCAGCUGCCAUCAAUCAUGAAGAUUACCCUGCUGAUGAAGGGGACCAGACCUCCAGUAAUGACAAUCUGAUCUUUGAUGAUUACCGGGGGAAGGGCUGUGUGGAUGACAGUGGCUUUGUGUACAAACUGGGAGAACGUUUUUUCCCAGGACAUUCCAACUGUCCCUGUGUCUGUACUGAGGAUGGACCUGUUUGUGAUCAACCAGAAUGCCCUAAAAUCCACCCAAAGUGCACAAAAGUGGAACACAAUGGAUGCUGUCCAGAAUGCAAAGAAGUGAAAAACUUUUGUGAAUAUCAUGGGAAAAAUUACAAAAUCUUGGAGGAAUUUAAGCCCUCGCCAUGCGAAUGGUGUCGCUGCGAGCCCAGCAAUGAAGUUCACUGUGUGGUAGCAGACUGCGCAGUCCCCGAGUGUGUCAACCCGGUCUAUGAGCCAGAGCAGUGCUGUCCUGUCUGCAAAAAUGGAAUUCCUGAAAUGGCCAGAUUUUAAGAUUGCACUUAAACCCCCUUCAGUCCCAGUCUAUGCAGUUGGUUGUGCAGAUGCAAGGGAGUGUGCCCAGCCAAGGAGAAGAAGAGCUCCCCACGCCGGACUUUGCUGGACUCCACCAUCCUCUCCCCAGGUCCUGGCAGCUGAGGCAGUAGCAUAGCACAGCCACGUCACCCUGCAUGGCUGGGAAUCACUGAUGGCAGCCAACUUGUGGGGCACUUGGUCACCCCCACGGCCACCACCCCCUGCAGGUGUCAGCCCAGGGGGCCACGGGAAGGACUGGAUGAUGCUCUUUGUGAUGACCAGCAGGAGUGUGAACUGUGGUGCCCUUUUAGCUGAUUUGAUUACCAACAGAAGAAAAAAAGGUUUGAUUUGAAAGCUGGUAGAAGAUCAAGAGUGAAAAUGAAGAGGUGUAUUUGGGCCAGGCAGACACCAACCUGACAAAAUACUCCAGUGCUUGCUUUACUGUUCCUUGAGAAGUCAUUUCCCUGAGACUGAUUGUCAGUGGAGCUCGUCCAUCUGAUCACUUCAGGCCAAGGGGUUAAAGGCAUGUAGGUGCUGAACUUGCUGGUGAGAAUCAGACACAAAAGCAUCUGUCAAGGGCUAGAUCCUCCAUUGCUGUGGAAAUCUCCAGCACUUGGAUUAUCCUGAUGCUCAAAUGCCCUGCUGACUCGAGGUUGGUCACAGCUGUUGGAAGAGGCCUCUGUAACAGUGCAAAGCUUUGGAAAAGUUCAAACCUCCAACAUUUGCCAUCCUGAUGUUAGACAGCACCAGGGAGGGCUGAGUUGAAUCUGCCACCUUCUGAAGUUUCAGAGGAAGUGAGACUGAGGGCGACAGGGAGAGGAAAAGCCUUUAGAGAACAAAAAAGCCCUGAACUGAGCAGCAUUUAAUGUGAUUAAGGCCAUCCCACAGCUCAGUGCUCACACAAAGCCAGGCUGCUGGGCUGUGCAGUGGCAGGGAUGCUGCUGGAAGAGCUCCAUUCCCAGGGAGCUGCAGCCUGGAGCCAGCAGGACAGCAGCCCCUGAACCUGGUGUGUUCACCUGAACAGGUCACCUGCUGCUUCCCAAGGCUCUGUGCUCUCUGCCUCUGCCCUGCAAGCAAGAAAGGGAUAACUCACAAAUUAGACACGGCAGGAGAAGGCUCUGCCUGACUGCUGAAGGCCAGGCAGGAGCUGAAAGCUGCCAGCCUGGAUUGGUACCCCAGGUCCUAACCAUGCCUCUGUGCUUCCACCACAGCAGAGCUCAGAUGAAUGUAAGAGGCACCCUGAAGGGAAGGGUCAGGGAGGAUCAUGAGGAGCCAUUUGUGGGACAGGACUAGCUCCAGAGCUCUCGUUCAGCAGACACUGCUCUCAGAAAUGUGGGAAACGUUACCUGCUCUGCAUUGCCCUUCAAACUCAGAAAUAUUUAUGAAGAAGCUUUUGUUCAUCACAGUUGCUCCCCCUUGGGGAGAUGUUGCUGAAGUUUGUGUGCACUGGCCUGUGAGAGUGGCAGUUCAAGGUUCACUAUCAUCAUGAUCGUGUCUUGUGGAGAAGGGCUGGGCUAGGCCUUUUUUGGAGGGGAGGGAAGAGUUCCCAGAUUCCAGCUGGGAAGCCACGUUCCUUUGCAGAACACAAGGAGCCUGGGCAGUACUGAAAUUAAAGCAGGCAUUGUGGUGCUGUUCCCCACCUGGUUCUUGGUGUGACUAAAAUACCAGAAGUGACUUGAUGAUCCAAUGACAGUGCUGUAAACCACUUUGCUGCAAGAGAGGCUGAAAGCCAAAUCCUGUGUCGGUGUCACUGGGUGUAGAACACAGCAUUGUUGUACUCUGAUUUACUCCAGCUGAUACCUCUGGGGGGCUCAGAGGCACUGCAGGGAGCUGGGGUGCAUGGUCAGGGUUCUGAAAGGGUUAGAGAGAGUUUGCUCUGGCUGCUCUAGAAGGUUGGGAUUGGGAAGCAUGUCUGUGUGAGAAGAGUGGCAGACACUGUCUUCAUGUUUUUCUAAUUUGAUGAAUGUUUAAUGCUUCCUUAUUGGAGCCUACACAUAUGUAGAGUAGAGGUCUUUAAGAAGGGGUUGACUUAUUUCAAAUAAUUUAUGUCUGAGCUGCUCCUUUUACAUGAAAUGCAGACUUUACAGAGCAAAGAGACUGUAAUGAAAAUAUGAAUUAAAGAUUAGAGCUAAGCAAGUCUGAGAACACUUAGAAUUAAGAAAGACACAAGUUUUCUCCUCCUGCUUCCUUUCCUUCCCUCCACCUUUCCUACAUCUCCAUCCCCUCUCCUUUGGCAGGGUGCUGCAUUCCAGGGCAGCCUUCUGUCCCUGCCACGUGGCACAGCUGGGUGCAGGACAGCAGGGCAUAGUUACUGUGUGGCCAUACUCUACCCCAGCCUGGCACUUGCCAGCUCACCCAUCACUUUGGCUGGAGAGUCUAAAAAGGAGGUUGAAGGUGUUUUUCUUCCUCUCUCUCCCCGAUUUGCUGGUGAAGUGCCUCACCUGGGCAGAACAAACAUUAGUGCAGUUUUUGAGGAGCCGUUUGCCAGAGGGACCCUCAGUUUGGUGCAGCGCAGCCAGGUGAGGGUGCAAGGACACCGUGUGUGGUGGCAGUGGUGCUGCUGUGUGACAGGGGUGGAGCUGGGCUGCCUGUGGGAGGUUCCUGUAGGACGGGGAGGGGCUGGGACAGUGCCAGCCAUCACCUAACUCCGUGUUGUGCAAGGUGCUCUGCUGUCCACAAACACCAGCCUCCAUCUCCUUCCCCCCCUUGGCCCACCCCCUCCCUCCCAGCUGCCCUGCUUCGUGCUCUGCCUUUGCACAGGUGCCUUCAGCUGUCACUGCAGGUCACCAGAGCCAGCACCAGGGCACUGCUCCUGCAGCACGAGGCGUCCCUUGCUCCAGCCUUGCAGCACAGGCUGCAAAAGAGCUUGGCUGGUGCAGGGCUUCCUUUCUUGCUCUCCUUGUUCGUGUUUUCUGCAGUGUUGAUCUGAAUUCCUGCCCAAGACUGAAGAGCUUAGGCUUGGUCAUGAGCAAAUAAAAGCCUGGUGGGAACGAGGAGAGGGUGUUGCUUUCUUUGCUGUGGCUGGUGGGAUGGGCCUGGGUCAGUUCUUUGCAGCUCUGGCCGUGUUGAUGCAGCUCAAGGAUAGAGGAGUCACCCAUGGGACCCUCUCAGCACUUUGCAAUGGGAGGGGAACUCCAGGAUGUCCAUUUUCCACUUGUGCCCACUUCUGGAAUCAUUAUCUCCUCAAGGAGCUCACUGAGGAGUUCAAAGGAAAAGGAGUCAUUGCAGACCAGUACCACCAUUGAUGCAAACUGGUGUAACUCAUUUUACAUCAACCAACCACAGUCUGUCCCAGUUACAAAUGUUUUGUGCCAGGUAGUGCUGGGAGGGAAGCAGUUUGUUAGAAUAAAUGGAGCAGGAGCUGAUGCUCCAAAAAGAGGAGUGCUGGUGUCCUGCCCAAGGAUCUGCAGGGAGCAGUAGGUCUGUGUGAAGAAGAGCACACAAAGUUCUCCCCAGGCUGUCAAAGUUCUGACUUUUUUCACUGCAGCUGCCUGAAAGUAUUUGAAGAAGAUGGGAAUAUGCUAGUCAGAAAAUGCUGACUCACUGAAAGCUCCCUGGGAAAAGGGCCAAUUACAGCAAACUCAGUUUGUACCUUAGAAAGGUUUGGGAAAAAAACUGGAACUGAUGAGAUGCCCCAUUUAAUGGUUUCAGAACAAACUCCCUCCAAUCUGGGGGGAUAAAAAGUGGUUUUAGAUGUAGAUCUUUAUUUUAUACUUUGGAAUAUUUCAAUGGAAAAGACAGAAACAAAGGGGCUUUUUGCCCUGUUAUUUCAGACAGCCUGCUCUGGUUUUUACUGAAAGCAGAAAGUGUUUGCACUUUUGACUUUCCCUCCCCAGGUGAGUGGGAGAGGAAUAGGAGAAAUAGCUCUGCCUGUGAUGGGAAAUGUCCUUCCUGCUUGGCUCUCCCUCUCACCUGGGUAAGUAACCAGGUCCAGGAUUGAUGGAAGCUGACAAGGAGAAUGGAAAGGAACUAUUUACAAAGGGCUGGAGUGACAGGACAAGGGGCAAUGGCUUCCCACUGGCACAGUUUAGACAUUUGGGAGAAAUUCUUCCCUGUGAGCGUGGUGAGGCCCUGGCACAGUGCCCAGAGAAGCUGUGGCUGCCCCAUCCCUGGAAGCUCUCACCACGUACAGACAGGGCUACAACACCCAGGCAGAGACUGAUCCCCCCUAACAAC